This is a messenger RNA of Durusdinium trenchii, 1312 nucleotides long. The record is from the annotation of a GenBank genome assembly. NCBI's taxonomy places the organism in Eukaryota, Dinophyceae, Suessiales, Symbiodiniaceae.
GCGCAUCCUUUUUUCAUCCUUGGGCGCUUCCGGCACCCCUGUCGGGCAUUGUGGCCAUGGCCUUCGGAGGAGUCUGGAACACCCAGCAGGCCUUUCUGGCUCAGCUGAGGGAUGGGAGCCUGGAGGCCUGGGGACACCCAGAUUAUGGUGCCCCGAUCCCGGCCGACAUCAUAGCCUCCGGGCAGAAACACGGCCUGAAACGGGCUUGGUCUACGUGGUGGGGUGCUUUUUUAGUGGAGCUGCAGAACGGGGAGUUUCACGCCUGGGGAAAAAAGGAAAAAGGUGCCGACAUCGGCACCGUGAAGGCAAGACUGGAACUCGAGGGCGUCGUGCAGAUUUGGAGCACCGCAGGCGCUUUCCUGGCAGAGUUGACGAGCGGCAAAGUGCUCACAUGGGGCGAUGCAGAUUGUGGCGGCGAGGUCACCACCUCGGUGCAGGAAGCCCUAGAAGCAGAAGGGAUCCAGCGCACCUGGUCCGCAGGCGGUGCCUUCAUCGUGGAGCUGAAGAGCGGCCGAGUGGUCGCCUGGGGCCAUUCCGGCUACGGAUCCCAAAUCCCCUCCGACGCCCAAGCAGCGUUGCAGACCAGAGGGCUCCACGACAUUUGGACGACGCGCGCUGGGGCCGUCUUGGCGCAACUGAACUCUGGAGAAGUGAUCUCGUGGGGGUGGGGAGACACCGGCGGCCUCGGCGGCGUAAAAGAUCGCCUGGAAGCCGCGGGAGUUCGACGCAUGUGGAGCACUGCUGGAGCCUUUUUGGCGCAGCUGAAGACCGGCGAAAUCCUGUGCUGGACCAACAAAGGCUAUGGCGGUGCGCUCCCCGCGGCGACGAAAGAAGCCCUGGACGCCCACGGAAUCGCCCGCGCAUGGAGCACCACCAGCGCAUUCCUGGCGGAGCUGACGAACGGCUCCGUGGUGGCCUGGGGAGUCGGCUCCGGUGGAUCCGGCGCUGCCAAGAUCCCAGACGACUUGCACAGCUCCUUGGAACGUGAGGGGGUCCACGAGGCCUUCGGCACGGCCGGAGCCUUCCUGGUCGUUUUGAAGAGCGGCCGCUGCGUCGCCUGGGGCGAUGCCGAUCGGGGUGCAGACCUGAGUUCCGUCAAGGACAAGUUGGAGACGGUGGGCCUGGCGCUUUCAGCACCUGCAGCUCCAGCUGCGGAGGCCCCGCGCGCAGGUAAGGACAAGGAUCCUUCCAAAGAUUCGAAGUGAAUCUUCCAUCCCAAAAUGCACUCCACAAGUUGGCCACCGGCCGGAGUGUUUUCACGCAUGGGCACGUUUCGUCCACGAACGGAAGACGAAACAUCUGAAGAACAGAA